Molecule: messenger RNA, 1404 nt
Organism: Aspergillus eucalypticola CBS 122712
Lineage: Eukaryota; Fungi; Ascomycota; Eurotiomycetes; Eurotiales; Aspergillaceae
Product: TatD family hydrolase
Exons: 1
Coding region: 104-1285 (393 amino acids)
Molecular function (GO): hydrolase activity, acting on ester bonds
Source: RefSeq, a predicted model, not a curated record
UGUCAAUCAACACAUACCCAAGCUACCUCUGGAAACAUUAUUCUUUUUGCCUUGACACUCGAACUCCUCAUCGGCUUUUUGGCAUUUCCAUUUUACAUGCACCAUGUCGGAGGCCAAUCCGAAUGAUGCAUUCCCAUGGCACUUGGGGGUGUUUGACGCCCAUUGUCACCCCACUGACACCAUGUCAUCCAUUGCGGAAAUCCCCCAGAUGAAAGUAUCGACAUUGACAGUCAUGUCCACUCGCGGAGAGGACCAAGACUUGGUGCUUCAGACCGCCACAUCCUUGACCCAGGGUCAGGAGUCCGCCCAAAGUUCGACAACAGGGCCUGUGCUUCCGUGCUUUGGCUGGCACCCAUGGUUCUCGCAUCAAAUCAUCGACGAUGUAACUGGUUCACCCGAUACCAACGAAACUACCUCACCAAUUGAGCGGAAGAAGCUGCACUAUAAAAAGGUCCUUACUCCAGAGCCAGAUGAUGACUUCAUCCUGUCGUUGCCUGAUCCGAAGCCGCUGUCAGAGUUGCUGUCGGAAUCUCGAGCACGGUUGCUGGCGUAUCCCCAUUCUCUUGUGGGUGAGAUUGGCCUUGAUCGUGCUUUUAGGCUUCCCAAGGCGUGGACCGAGGAGGAAAAAGAAACUCGGGAUGAGCGAAUGACCACCGGGUCGCGCGAAGGUAGACAGCUCUCGCCGUAUCGUGUUCAGUUGGCGCAUCAAAAAGCCGUUUUGGAGGCGCAGUUGCGCCUAGCUGGAGAACUUCAACGACCAGUUUCUGUGCAUAGCGUUCAAGCUCAUGGGGCGGUCUUUGACCUCUUCAAGGCCCUCUGGUCUGGGCAUGAGCGGAAGAGCGCCUCACGGCGGGAGAGACGCCGACGAUAUAGCGUUACAGAUGCGCAUGCAGAGAGCGACGCAGAGGACGAACGAAAGCAACAGGAACCUGCAAAACCAGAAGAAAAGUCUCUACCAUUCCCACCACGGAUCUGCAUGCAUUCUUACUCCGGACCGGUGGAGCCAUUGAAGCAAUUCCUGCAUCAAUCCAAUCCAUCAGACGUCUAUUUCUCCUUCUCUUCUGUGAUAAACUUCGGUGGGCCUUCGUCAAAGAAGGUCAUCGACGUUAUCAAGGCUUUGCCUGAUGAUAGGGUACUCAUUGAGAGCGAUCUGCAUACGGCGGGGCAACAAAUGGAUGACUUGCUUGAGGAAAUCGCUCGACAGAUCUGCGAUAUCCGCGGGUGGGAUUUACAUCAAGGCGUUCAACAGCUCGCUGAAAACUGGAAAAGGUUCGUUUUUGGAUGAUACAUCCAACUGCGGGAUAUCAGGCACAUGCAAGGCUAUUAUUCCAGAGCCGGAAUGCGUACACAAUCGCAUACUGAAAGAUUUGUGUUGUGCCAGCGAUAUGAAGGUAUGGAAGCAAC